Xenopus laevis (African clawed frog) is the source of this 1256-nucleotide messenger RNA. Its product is annotated as cDNA sequence BC014685 S homeolog. Bases 292 to 1110 code for a protein of 272 amino acids. The transcript has 7 exons. NCBI's taxonomy places the organism in Eukaryota, Metazoa, Chordata, Amphibia, Anura, Pipidae. The record is from RefSeq and is a predicted model, not a curated record.
GUCAGUCCUUACACUCGGGUCGGGUUAGUAGACUAGCGGUGCUCCUGCUCCUUCUCCUUCUCUUAAUAGCUCGGCUUUGGAACUCCUCAGCUUGCUCAAGUACAGCCGCCAGCUAUGGCCAAAGUUCCCUUCGUGUAAAUAGCGCUCGGUCAGCCUUCGCCGGGCUAUGGGAGGAAUCCAUGUAAAACUUCACUGGAGAUACUGGGAGAAGCCUCCACCUGGAAGCGCCCCGCUCUAACUACCAAACCUGGCACUUUUCUCGGAUACAAAUCGCUUCGGACAAUUGCUUGGAUGCCCUUCUCCAAGAUGCCUGGGUGGGUGCUCCUGCCCGUUACCCUCCCAGCCUUUACCAUCACCGGCAUGUGGAUAGUGUAUGCCAUGGCAUUGUCAAACAACCAUAUAUGCCCCGUGUCGAAUUGGAUUUAUAAUAACACUUGUGAAUCUCUGGAAGAUGGGUCAUGUUGUACAAUUGAUCAUAUACCACUUGUCAGUAAAUGUGGAAACCUUCCACCAGAGAGCUGCUUCUUCAGCCUAAUAUGCAGUCUUGGUGCAUUUAUGGUGAUGCUGAUUGGCCUACUUAGAUAUGCCUAUGUUAUUGAACACUACGGCCCCUCCUGGUUGAAUACAGUGGCAUUUAUUUUGGGAUGGAUUUGUGCGGCUGGCCUUACAAUGGUGGGAAGCUUUCAGGUGGAUCAUGCUAAAGUUCUGCAUUAUAUUGGAGCAGGCGUUGCAUUUCCAACUAGCAUGCUGUUUAUUUUCCUUCAGUCCAUCCUGACGUAUCGCAUGGCACGUGCUUCCUGGGGCUGCUAUGUUGGACAUAUCCGCACCAUUCUCACUCUCUUUGGCCUGGUGAUUCUAGUUCUCAGUGGUGUCUUCUUCAUCCAGGAAGGCUUUGUAUUGCAGCAUCUGGCUGCCCUCUGCGAGUGGACCUUUAUUAUCAAUGUUCUCAUCUUCUACGGGACUUUUUCUUUUGAAUUUGGGGUGAUAUCAACGGAUACAUUCCUGGUGCUUCUCAAAGCGAGCAGAGCCCCAAAAAGCUAUAAGGCAGGAACCAGCACCCCUGCCACACCUCAUGCUCACAGCACCUCUGAGAACAUGGCCAUGAUUUGAAAACACUGGACAGUUUGUCAUGUAUGGACAUGAUAGGAAUAUUCUGCUUUUGGUCCUUAAGAAGUGAGACCAAUUUACUUUGCAUUGUGGACAAUGAGAAGGGCUAGUCACAUGACCAAAAAAAGAUAUAUAUAUAUAUAUUAUAU